AUGUGCUGCUCGGACGAGAGGGUCGACAAGCCCCCUCCCAUUGACGGCCACCACCACGCCACGGCUAAAAUGUCCCAGUCCAUCAUCACAACUUGCAGUAGCAGGCCGUUGAGUAUGCAGACGCAGACGCAGACGCAAAAGGUACAAAAUCUGCAACAAGUCGCGACGGACAUCUUGUGGCUGUCGGUGUCAGUGGGCAGUGUCAUUGAAGGCCUGUGCAACAACGUGGCUCCCCUCUCCGGGGAAUAA
Molecule: messenger RNA, 249 nt
Organism: Colletotrichum truncatum
Lineage: Eukaryota; Fungi; Ascomycota; Sordariomycetes; Glomerellales; Glomerellaceae
Source: RefSeq, a predicted model, not a curated record